AUAAUUCAGUAAAACACAUGUUUUCUGUAGUGCAUUGGUUUCCAAUCCACAAGGGGGAAGCACUUUCACUGUACAGAAUUAAUUUUACGUCAUUGGGAAUUUCCAGCGAGGAAGUAACAUUGCGUCAAAUACACUCAUUUUGCUAUGAAAGAAAAACAAAACAAACGGAUUCUCUUUAUCAUACCGUCCAUGCAGGAUAAAUAAAAUAGCUUUUAGUUUACACAUAAGGAUCCUUGAUUCGUUACACAAAAUAUUUCCUAUAUACAUGUAGAACAUUGGAAAUGGCGGAGUAAUUUUAUUGUAGCACUUGAUCGACUUCAGAUCAGAUACACAUUCUUCCAAAUAAUUCUGGACGUUGAGAUAAGGUACUGCUUGGAGACAUUGCUGCAUAUUUUCAUCACCCCUCACAGCUUCCGGGACCGCUUUACCAAACUAGGAUAGCAUGGCUGAUGAAGAUUCUUAUCUGGGGGGACAAGGUCACCAUAUGUUUGAAAUAGACCCGUUUUCAUCUUUAAUGGGAAUGGAGCCUUUUACUUUUCCUAACAUGGCGACCACCAAUUCACUGCGAAUAGCAGAUGGACCAUACCUCCAAAUUAUAGAACAACCUAAACAGAGAGGCUUUCGUUUCCGCUACGGGUGUGAGGGACCAUCGCACGGUGGAUUGCCUGGAGCCUCAAGUGAGAAGAACAGGAAAUCCUUCCCACAAGUCAAGAUAUGCAACUAUCAGGGACCAGCAAAGAUCGUCAUUCAGCUCGUGACCCAUUCCAAAGAGGUGCACCUGCAUGCACACAGCCUGGUUGGAAAGCAGUGUGACAAAGGCAUAUGUGUGGCUGACCUGCAACCCAAAGAUACAAGCAUCAGUUUUCCAAACCUGGGUAUUCUUCAUGUCACUAAAAAGAACGUUACCAAGACCUUGGAGGACAGAAUGACUGAGGCGUACAGAUUGGGCUACAACUUCGGCGUCUCGAUUCACCCAGAAAUAAAUUCUUUACAAACCGAGGGGCGAGUACCAAGAGAACUCACAGAUCACCAGAGAUGCCUCAUCGCUAAUGCUGCCAUCAGUCAGGCCAAGGACAUGGAUCUCAGUGUGGUUCAGCUGAUGUUCACAGCAUUCCUACCUGACAGUGAUGGUGGAUACACGAGGCGACUGGACCCCGUCAUUUCAGAUCCAAUUUUUGACAGCAAAGCCCCAAAUGCCUCUAAUUUAAAGAUUGUGAGGAUGGACCGCACAGCUGGCUGUGUUACUGGGGGUGAAGAGGUCUAUUUGCUUUGUGAUAAGGUUCAAAAAGAUGACAUCCAAGUUCGGUUCUAUGAGGAGGAUGAAACAGGAGGAUACUGGGAAACGUUUGGAGAUUUUUCUCCAACAGACGUGCACAGACAGUUUGCUAUAGUCUUUAAGACUCCAAAAUACCGGGACCUCAACUUGCAAAAACCAACCUCUGUGUUUGUCCAGCUGAAAAGAAAGUCUGACAAUGAGACAAGUGAACCAAAGCCCUUCACUUACCAUCCACAGGUUAUAGAUAAAGAGGAGGUCCAGAGGAAGCGUCAGAAGACACUGCCCAGCUUUCCGGAUUAUGGUGCUGGAUCUGGUGGAGGGGGAGGAGGGAUGUACGGUGGGGCAGGAGGGGCUCCUGGAACAGGAGGGGCUGGAUUUAAUUACCAAGGAUACUCAAACUAUAAUCAUUUUGGAAGCCGCUAUCCAUAUUCUGGUGGUCCCAGCAGCUCUGGUGCUGGAAUGAAACAUGCUUCAAAGGGCCAUGCAGAUGAUGGCGAUGACAGUGACUUGGAUGACGAUAGUGAGGCCCAGAGUAAUCUGAGGACUAGCUGCCAGGAGAAGUCCGAAGACAUGCAGAAAGCCUGUGAGGAGGAGAGUACAUCAGAUGGAGUGAAUCAGGGCCCUACCGAAGAUUCACUUAAGAUGGAAGAAGCCAAAAGCAGAGUCGACCGACUAUUCACUGAAAAGGCUAUGCAGCUUGCUAAGCGACAUGCGGAUGCGCUCUUUAAUUACACCGUCACUGGGGAUGUGAGGAUGUUACUGGCUGUUCAGAGACCCCUCAUGGCAGUUCAGGAUGAAAACGGAGAUACAAAAGGGGCCUGGUUCCACAAAAGGAUUGGCUCUGCGAGAUCAACAGGGCGGUGCAGAUUUUCACAUGCCUUGCACCUUGGUGUUCUCCACCACAGAUCUGAGACUGCUAAAAAUCUUGUUGAAGUGAUUUCUAGUAUUCCUGGGGAGGAUGUGAUCAACAUGAGGAACGACCUCUACCAGACUCCUUUACACUUGGCCGUUAUUACACAGCAAGCAGACACAGUGGAAGCUUUGUUAAAAGCUAAUGCAGAUUUAAGUCUCGCAGAUCGCCAUGGCAACACAGCUUUACACCUGGCUGCCAAGCAAGGAGAGUCAAAGAUUCUGAGCCUUCUACUCCAACGCCAGGAAGCAGCUGGACUGAUUAAACAUCCUAACAGUGAAGGUUUGAGUGCUCUUCAUUUGGCGGUGCUGGCCAAUAGCUUGCUGUCUCUUAGACAGCUUAUCUCUUAUGGCGUGGAUGUUGAAGAAUGCGAGCAGAGUUCCGGUCGAACUGCACUACACCUGGCAGUAGAGCAGGAGAACAUCUGUUUAGCUGGAAGCCUUCUCCUUGAGGGCAGUGCUUAUGUGGAUUCCUCUACAUACGAUGGGUCUACUCCACUCCACAUAGCAGCUGGAAGGGGCUCCGUCAAAAUGACUGCUCUUCUUAUGGCAGCUGGAGCAGAUGCACAUAAAGAGAACUGCGAGCCCCUAUAUGAUACUGAUGACAGAGGCUAUGAAGAGGAGGAGGAGGAGGAUGAAGAGUUUGUUCCAGGGACCACCCCUUUGGACAUGGCACUCAGUGAUGAGGUCUUUGAUCUACUGAAUGGAAAACAGUAUGAACCAAAGUUAAAGUCUUCCAGUUUACCACCACAAGGUGAUAUGAAUGAUCUCAGUGAAGAAGAUAAGCAGGAGCUGUACAAAGUCCUGGAGCUGCCUGGUCAGAGCUGGGAGGUCCUGGCACAGUGGCUAGGAUUAGGAGUCCUAAACAGUGCUUUCAAAUUAAGCCCAUCACCAGCCAAAACACUGCUGGAGAACUACGAGGUUUCUGGUGGUACUAUAAUGGAGCUGCUAGAUGGUUUAAAAUCAAUAGGGAACUCAGAAGCUGUUGAUAUUGUUCAGAAAGCUCUGUUUGGUGCUGUGUAUAAGAAAAACGAGGACACCCCUGUUCCAGGCUCGCCUGCUCUUGCCAAACAGCAGACAGGUGUCCAGCUUCCAAAUGGACUGCAGGAUCUCAAGAACUACAGCAGUGAAGACAAUAGCGCGUACGACAGUGGGGUAGAAACGUCUUUUAGGAGGUUUAGCCUCUAUUCUUCCGAAUCGCUGAAUUGUACUCCAGAAGAAUUGGGACCGUCUGGAAUAUCCAAGGUCCCUAAGCAAGGUUUUGUUGUUGAGGGAGAAUUAUAACAUGGCAAAAAUAGGCUUUUUUAAACCCAUAACAGAAGUAUUGGGGCUGUUUGUUUGGUUUAUUUUAUUGAAUGCUUAUUUUGUCAAAUGCUUAUUUAUCUUGUGACCAGCAGCAGUUCAGUCCAGUUUGUACUUCUGGCAUCUCAAGAUAUUGUGUCAACAGCAGGGGGGUUGUUGACACAAUGUUCCUGUUUCAAAAUGAAUGGACUUCUAAGAGGCAAAUGCCAGAUAAUCCUGCCUAGUUGACUACCAACUGAUUAUACUGUUGUUAAUGUCGUCAAACAACCUUUUCCUUUAAUGAUCUAAACUUGAGGAUUGAAACACUUCUUUUUUUUUCUGGCUUUCAAAUUGAAUGUAUUCUUGUGCUUUUAAUAACUAACAUUUUGUGUUUUCAUGAACUGAAACGUGCUGUACUGCAGAGAUCUAAAGGUCAGAAUAUUGUGGAUGACUGACAGUGCCAUGCACAGUCAGCCAGGCACAUCUCAUACAAUUAAGUGUUGUUUUAACCAUUUAUCUUAAUGCUAGUGUUGUCAAGACAUACAUUUUAAUUAUAACAACAAUUAAUAAAGAAUAAACAAUGUAAGAUUUUUUAAAACUAGUUUUUCUAUUUUAUUUUUUUAAGACGUAUUAGUGCAGUUGUGUGCUCUACUUACUGUAUUAAUGUGAUAAUGUAUACAUUUCUAUAAGAUGUGCCUUUAAUUAUGCAUUGGUUUGUAGAGAUUGGUGCAGUCAUGUGUUAUGAAUUAACUCAAAGAGUUUGAAUAGUUUGUUAUUAUAAUGUUUUAUGUAGGGCUAGUUUGUUUAAACCCUUGUAGUAUAGAGCUUGCACAACAGCCUUGCUACAUUGUUUUAGCCUUCUAAAACAAAUGUGACCAAGUUACAUUAUUCACCAUGCCUUUUUAUAGAUUUAUCCCCCUACCAUUAAGAUUUUGAAAUUGUAUUGCUUUUUUUUAUUGCAUUUCCAAAAAUAGUUUUAAUUAAUUCUUCAGUUUUAUU
Molecule: messenger RNA, 4465 nt
Organism: Acipenser ruthenus (sterlet)
Lineage: Eukaryota; Metazoa; Chordata; Actinopteri; Acipenseriformes; Acipenseridae
Product: nuclear factor NF-kappa-B p105 subunit-like
Exons: 26
Coding region: 443-3469 (1008 amino acids)
Biological process (GO): regulation of transcription by RNA polymerase II; cellular response to stress; inflammatory response
Cellular component (GO): cytoplasm
Molecular function (GO): RNA polymerase II cis-regulatory region sequence-specific DNA binding; DNA-binding transcription factor activity, RNA polymerase II-specific; protein binding
Source: RefSeq, a predicted model, not a curated record